AUGGCCAACAUCAACUGGCGGACGAUCAACAUUGAUGCCCUGGAUCCGGACAGCCCUGCCAACUUCGACCUGAGCUCCCUCACACCGGCCGUUGAGCCCAUAGCGACCGCCGACGUCCAGAACACCUCGCAACAAAUACGGCAGCUGCUGAGGGGAGGAGACAAUGAGGGUGCUCUGCAGGGCGCAUUGGAGUCUGCACCUUAUGGCGCCGACGACAAGGGCAAGGAAAUCUACCUCGCCAUCGUCCUCGAAGUUCUCCAAUCCAUUCGACAAGCCGAGAUUGCUCAGUUGCUGAGCCGCAUAUACAGUGCACCUGGUGGGACAGAAGCAUUGGACGUGCUGAUGAAGUACAUUUACAAGGGCAUGGCACAGGCCGCUCCAGCUAGCAGUGCGCGUAACAUUACCCCACAAGCAACCGGCUUUUCCCAGGUACACUCAAGAGGCGGAGGGGAGGGAGGUGGCCAGGCUAUGAGCGUUCUGCUGAGCUGGCAUGAGAAGCUUGUGGAGGUAGCAGGUCCCGGGAGCAUCGUCAGGGUCAUGACGGAUCGCCGCACAGUCUGA
This is a messenger RNA of Didymella exigua CBS 183.55, 561 nucleotides long. RefSeq names its product Arp2/3 complex 16 kDa subunit ARPC5. NCBI's taxonomy places the organism in Eukaryota, Fungi, Ascomycota, Dothideomycetes, Pleosporales, Didymellaceae. Gene Ontology annotation, biological process: regulation of actin filament polymerization; Arp2/3 complex-mediated actin nucleation. Gene Ontology annotation, cellular component: actin cytoskeleton; cytoplasm; Arp2/3 protein complex. Gene Ontology annotation, molecular function: actin filament binding. The coding region runs from base 1 to 561 and encodes 186 amino acids. The record is from RefSeq and is a predicted model, not a curated record. The transcript is spliced from 4 exons.